AGGCGCAGGGAAUGGGCAAACAGGGGACUGCGCUACUGCGCUUGCGCCUGGUUUUUCCGCCCGAAGUCCGGGUGCAGUUCUGUCUGCUCUUCUGACGCGGGAUUAAUGAUCCGUCUUCUGCAGUAGUGAGGGUGUUGUGUCACCCUAGGACAGCGGACCUGUCGUACAGUUGUUUCUAGGAGCAGCAGGCGGGCUGGGGUAGAGAUACAGAAAGGCAUAUUGGGAGCAAGUGGGUUCGUUCACUUUGACGUCCCUAGAGGAAACGAGAAGGGUUUGAGGGGAGAGGGGGCGCGGCGGCUAACCGCGACCGCCAGCGGCUCACCAGAGUGGUUACGGAUUCGAUCCUAGAAAGAACGCUUUUCACGAAGUGCUGCUGCGCGUUCUGCCAGCACCGGGGGAACGUGUGUCCCGUCCCGGGGCGGAAUGCGCCGUCACAGCGCUCCGCAGGCCUUUGCCUCACUUCGUGGAGACCUUUUGCUAUGCCCUCAUUAAAAAACAAAAAAACAUCUGACUGUGAUUCGAACCCGCUUGUAGGAUUCAGUUCUAACUGUUCAGAAGACGUGGAGAUUUUCUCGCGUAAAGCCGACAGAGGCUUCAGAAAUGUGGUCUAGUUACCGGUUUGAUUCAAGGUUGGGGCUUGGUGCUGAGCACCUUGAAGUCUCUGCGUGAGAGCAAAUGGUCUGUGGACUUGAGAUUACCACUGAUAAGCGUUGGGUGCUGCGCGUUUCUCUCGCCCUACUGGUCUUUGGUUGUGAUAAUUGGAAAAGCGUAGGGACGGUGGUGAGAAGUCUGAGAUGCGAGUACUCCAGCAUCCGUUCCUUCUUGAAUUUUUAAGUAAUAGAGGCUUGGAAGUGACCCAUCCUAGAGAUGUUACAGUCCUAGUUGUCAUCUGGAGCAAAAUCGAGCACCGCACGUCGGUCCCAUACCGCAGUGCAAGUAGCCAUGGCGGCCAUGAGUCUGUUGCAGCGGGCUUCGGUUACUGCGGUGGCAGCUCUGUCUGGCUGCCACCUUGGCACCCAACUCGGAUUUGGGGGUUUCCUCACUCGUGGCUUUCCGAAGGCUGUUGCUCCUGUUCGACACAGUGGAGGCCAUGGGAGAAGACUAUUUAUCAUCAAACCUACUGGAUUCUAUGACAAGCGUUUUUUGAAGUUAGCGAGAUUCUACGUUUUCUUGACUGAGAUUCUAGUGGCAUUUAUAACUCUGGUGAAUGUAUUCGUUGGUCAGGCUGAACUAGCAGAAAUUCCAGAAGGCUAUAUCCCGGAACACUGGGAAUGUUUUCAGCAUCCCAUAUCAAGAUGGAUUGCUCGUACUUUCUAUGAUUGUCCUGAAAAGGAUUAUGAAAAAGCAAUGGCCGUCCUUCAGAUUGAAACUGAAAAGGCUGAAUUAUGGUUAAAGGAGAUGAAAAUACGAAGAUUAAUGCAUGUGAGAGGAGAUGGACCCUGGUAUCACUUUGACACAGUUGAUAAGGAACUUAUUGAUCAUUCUCCAAAAGCAACUCCUGACAAGCAUUUUUUCUCUAAAUACAAAGUAUAUUCUCUUUAUUGGAAAAUAAGUUAGUAAAUAUAUUCUGUAUUUUUGUUCUCCAUGAAAAAUAAAAGAGCUUCUGACAUUCCUGUUUCUCA
Callithrix jacchus (white-tufted-ear marmoset) is the source of this 1622-nucleotide messenger RNA. RefSeq names its product NADH dehydrogenase [ubiquinone] 1 beta subcomplex subunit 5, mitochondrial. NCBI's taxonomy places the organism in Eukaryota, Metazoa, Chordata, Mammalia, Primates, Cebidae. The record is from RefSeq and is a predicted model, not a curated record. Gene Ontology annotation, cellular component: respiratory chain complex I.